This is a messenger RNA of Chenopodium quinoa (quinoa), 1539 nucleotides long. RefSeq names its product transcription factor bHLH120-like. Gene Ontology annotation, molecular function: protein dimerization activity; RNA polymerase II transcription regulatory region sequence-specific DNA binding; DNA-binding transcription factor activity, RNA polymerase II-specific. Gene Ontology annotation, biological process: regulation of transcription by RNA polymerase II. The transcript has 4 exons. Gene Ontology annotation, cellular component: RNA polymerase II transcription regulator complex. Bases 396 to 1286 code for a protein of 296 amino acids. The record is from RefSeq and is a predicted model, not a curated record. Lineage: Eukaryota; Viridiplantae; Streptophyta; Magnoliopsida; Caryophyllales; Amaranthaceae.
GUCCACCGUCCAUAAAGUUUUUGUUAUAUUAAAAACUAUACAAUAUACAAAUAUACAGUACAUUAUAUUAUACACCACCCUUCUUUUCUUUCUUCUUCUCUUCUUUCUCUUCAGUACAGUCCUUCUUUUACAGCAUUUUUAUGGUGCCCAUGCUUCUUUCUCUUUGCAAUUUGCAUCAUUUCUUAAUCUCAUAAUCAAUAAUUAAUAAUCUAAACCCAAUUAAUUAAUCAAUUAAUUACAAUUUCUUUUUGCUUGUUAAUUGGGAUUUGCCACUUAUUCAAAAAGAUCUCUCAAAUCGCCUAACCCUAACUACCAAAUCUUCAUCUUUUAAUUAUUAUUUUCUUAUUUACAGAACCAAAUCUUCUUGAAAUACAACUUUUUUGAUCUUCUACUCCAUGUUUCCAUUUCAAAGUGGUGAGUUGUCUUUUCAAAUUUCCAAUGAUUUAGAAAAUAAUAAUAAUAACAAUAAUAUUAUUACUAAUACAAAUUCUAAUUUUCUCUUUGAGCAACAACAUAUCGCUGCAGUUGCAGCUGGUACUACUACUAAUAUUGACCUUGUUCAUCAACCUCAUUAUGGUGUUGAUUCAAAAUUCAAGAGCCCGAAAACACGAAAACCGCGAUCCGGGAAGUCUGUCCAGAAUAAUGCCAAUGUUAAUAAGAAUAAUAUAGAGGAUGAGAUCAAUGGAAAUGAUGUUACUAACAAGAAGGUUAUUCAUCGAGAAGUCGAAAGACAACGAAGGCAAGAAAUGUCCAAUCUUUAUUCUUCCCUUCGCUCCCUCCUUCCCGUAGAGUAUGUUAAGGGAAAAAGAUCGGUAUCAGAUCACAUAACCGAGGCUACAAGGUACAUCAAAGACUUGGAGAUGAAUGUAAAGGAGCUAGGAGAGAAAAGAGAUAGUCUUAAAGACACAUUUUCUUCAUUAGAAAAUCGACGAACUAAAAGAGAGCAUAAUGUUGGAUGUUCAUCAUCAAGUAGCACUACCUCUACUACUUCAAGAAGUAGUAGUAGUAGUAAUACUAGAGAUUAUAAUGUGAACAUUCAUAAAUUUUCUAAAACACUUCAGAUUGAGAUAACUGCCGGAGUUGAAGAGGAUGAUCCAUGUCCUAUUUCGAAAACACUCAAAGUGUUAGCUCAAGAAGGCCUUGAUGUUGUUAGUUGUGUUUCUAAUAAAGUAAAUCAGAGGUGGAUUUACGUGAUUUAUUGUGAGGUUAAUGAAGAAACACCAGUCGAUUCGUGUCAUUUGCGAGAGAUAUUGAUGAGUUUAGUUGUUUCUUCAAGUAAUGUAUAAGAGUUGGCCCUUUCAUAUGCAGGUCCUUUGCAUCAAUAGUGCACUGCAUUGUGUUGUUGGCCUUGGUGCUCUUUGCAGUUAUGUAUGACAUGACUACUUGAAGGCGACAAUAAUCAGUCUACAAAAAAAAUCAGCAACAUUUUGGCAGAUAGAAUUAAUGAAUAAGGCCACUUCAUUUUAAUUAUUUUUGGAAAUAUGUAUAAUUGUAUGGAUAGAGGAAAUUUUCUUUAAUUUAUCAACUGUUUGACAGGCC